AUGCACGUCUUUGUCACUGGAGCUACCGGCUUUGUCGGUAGAGCUGUCAUUGACGAGCUCAUUGCCGCCGGCCACACAAUCACAGCACUCGCGCGCUCUGAAGGAUCCGCCGCUGCGCUAAAAGCGAAAGGCGUCGAUGUCCUCCGCGGAUCCCUGCAAGAUCUAGAGAUCCUCAAACAAGGAGCAACCGAGGCCGAUGGCGUGAUCAACCUUGCCAUGGAUCACGACUUCAGUAAAUAUGCAGAGAACUGCACUGCCGAGAAAAGCGCCAUCGAGGCUAUGGGCUCGGCUUUGAUUGGAACUAACAAGCCUUUGAUCACCACAUCCGGCACCCUGGUGCUCACCCCCGGCGAAGUCGGCACCGAAGACUCACAACAAGUACGUGCUUGUGUUAUCAGAUUGCCGCCUACUGUCCACGGCGAUGAGGACCAUGGGUUCAUCGAUAAGAUGACUGCGCUGGCCCGCUCGCAGGGUAAUGCUAUCUACAUCGGCGAGGGUGUGAACUGCUGGCCGGCUGUGCAUCGCCAUGAUGCUGCUCAGCUCUAUCGACUUGUGCUGGAGAAUGGAGUCGCCGGAAAUAUGUACCAUGCUGUAGCUGAAGGGGGCGUUGCCAUGAAGGAUAUUGCCGACGCCAUUGGUCACAAUCUAGGUGUACCUACUGCAUCAAAGACAUUUGCUGAAGCCCAGAGUCUUGACAGCUUCCUGGGUUUUGUUAUGAGUGUUGAUAACCCAACUUCAAGCAAGAAGACUCGAGAAUUCCUUGGCUGGGAACCAAUUGGUCGGAAGCUUUUGGAGGAUAUUAGGGCUGGGAUUUAUUCCCAAGAGUAA
This is a messenger RNA of Penicillium paradoxum, 828 nucleotides long. RefSeq names its product SDR family oxidoreductase. NCBI's taxonomy places the organism in Eukaryota, Fungi, Ascomycota, Eurotiomycetes, Eurotiales, Aspergillaceae. Bases 1 to 828 code for a protein of 275 amino acids. The transcript is spliced from 2 exons. The record is from RefSeq and is a predicted model, not a curated record.